Mercurialis annua (annual mercury) is the source of this 1291-nucleotide messenger RNA. RefSeq lists its product as uncharacterized. The record is from RefSeq and is a predicted model, not a curated record. The coding region runs from base 301 to 933 and encodes 210 amino acids. Gene Ontology annotation, cellular component: cytoplasm; membrane. NCBI's taxonomy places the organism in Eukaryota, Viridiplantae, Streptophyta, Magnoliopsida, Malpighiales, Euphorbiaceae. The transcript has 3 exons.
CGCUACAAACGGGUCUCUCUUUCCAAUUUCCAUCUGCCGAAACGAAAGUCCAGGAAAAACAAUUCUGUAUCUAAUUUCAGAAAGAAUUAGCGGAAACCAUGGCAAACAAACGCAAAUCUCUGAAAACACUAGAUAAACAAAAUAGAAAAUUUAGAAUUAUUUUAGAUAAUCAGUUAGAUUAGAUUAGAUUUAAAACAAGAAACAUAUUUGAACAUUCUUCGAGAUUUUUAAAAGAUGAAGCCAACAUUCACUUACUGAACCCAUCUUUUAAUUUAGUUUGAUUGUUUAAAAACAGAAGAAAUGUCGAAGCUGUGGAAAUGGUAUCGGAAUUGCUUAGCGGCGCAUCCAGUUAAGACACAGGUGAUCAGUUCUGGUUUUAUUUGGGGGUUUGGUGAUAUUGCUGCUCAAUCUAUUACAAUUUACACUGCCAACAAACAAUCUCAAUCCGAUGAGGAAAAAAGAGUAAAGAUCAAUUGGAAGAGAGUAGCAGCCACAAGCGUUUUCGGGUUCGGAUUCGUUGGACCCGUCGGCCACUUUUGGUAUGAAAAAUUAGAUCAUUUCAUGAGGUUCCGACUUGCUUUGCGUCCGAAUUCAUUCCGAUUUCUUGCAUCUAAAGUAGCAAUCGACAGUUUCGUGUUUGGGCCGUUGGAUCUACUGGUGUUUUUCACAUUCAUGGGGUUUUCUACCGGAAAGAGUGUUCCUCAAAUAAAGGAACAUCUGAAGAGGGACUAUUUCCCAGCUCUGAUUCUGGAAGGAAGUACAUGGCCAGUUGUUCAACUCGUAAAUUUCCGAUUUGUGCCGGUAAGAUAUCAGCUUUUGUAUGUCAACUUCUUCUGCUUGUUGGAUAGUUGUUUCUUGUCAUGGUUUCAGCAGCAAGAAGAUGCUGCUUGGAAGCAGUGGUUCAAGCCUUUGAAGGACAAAAAGAGCAUAUAAUUUUGCAUACCAUGAAUUAUGAACAGGUAUACUAUACACAAGGAAAAUAGAUUUUGAUUUGGCAAUUUGGGUUUUUUUUACUGCAGUAAGUGGAGAUGAAAUUCCGCCGUGGAAGUUGGCAAGUUGCUUUACUUUUGGUUAGUUUUGCUCAGGUUUUACCAUUUAAACAAUAGGAUUACAAUCAGAUGAGGUUUUCUUUUCCCUUUUGCCUUGCCAUAGGGGUUACUGUAAAUAUACAAUUGAAGGCGUUAUGAGAAUAUGAUUGAUUUAAUCAAAGGGUUAAAGAAACAAUAGAUAAUCACUAUCAAUCCUCUAAGGUUUGGUUAAGAUUACUAUUUCUCCUCUAUAUUUUUAAAAA